Molecule: messenger RNA, 2235 nt
Organism: Penicillium waksmanii
Lineage: Eukaryota; Fungi; Ascomycota; Eurotiomycetes; Eurotiales; Aspergillaceae
Exons: 3
Coding region: 1-2235 (744 amino acids)
Biological process (GO): transcription initiation at RNA polymerase I promoter; nucleolar large rRNA transcription by RNA polymerase I
Cellular component (GO): RNA polymerase I upstream activating factor complex
Molecular function (GO): rDNA binding; RNA polymerase I general transcription initiation factor activity
Source: RefSeq, a predicted model, not a curated record
AUGAGCAGCUCCUCUGCCUACGAACCCGAUGAAGACGACUCCGAGCUCGAUUCUGACACUGCGCUGGGGCGCGCGCGCCAGCAACGGUCGACCUCUCGAGGUCGAACUCUAAGACGAUUCUCUGUUGAUUCGGAGCAUGAGAAUCCAGAGACAGAAAAGCUUCAAAAGAUCAAACAAGAUCGCCUCGAUGCCCUCAACAACCUAUUCCAAGAUAUUGGGCCGAACUCCCUCGAGGCUUACACUGGACUUCUCGCGGAAGUUGAAAAGGGCUAUGAUCCUAGGAAUGUGAAGGAAGAUGAUGAGUUAUUGAAUGUCACGCAAGAUGGCGCGGUGGUGUGGACGGCCACGGAGAAGGAGGUUCUCUACAAUUUUCUCGAUCGAAAGAGCGCCAACGGAAUUAAGGAAAUCGCGACUGCAAUCGGUACAAAAUCGGAGUUGGAAGUGAUGGAACAUCUCAGGGUUGUCCAGAGAACCAUGAGGAAACGACUUGAUCAGCGACGUCUCAGGUGGAUUACUGUGGCUGAGAUCCCCGCAGCAGUCGAAAUCGACGAGGGGUGCUGUGCUGAGCAGGAAAAAUAUGCCAAGUACUUGACCCUCAAAGACGCCAUUGCGGACGAGCACACCAACCAGCUCCACUACGGUGAUUAUGGAAAAAUCGGCGAGACCGAAGCCCAAGCCCUCGGCAAUGCAGACUCCGAUACUCCCUUGCAAGGCGAUCUUCAACUCGCUGCUGGUCUAUUCAAUACGCCGAAUUGGAUCUCCCUGUCUAAAGACUUUUUUAUGAACUUCGGUGGCGAAAGGGAAGCAGAUGACUGGAGAAAUAUUGCUGAAUCGGAAGAGGACAUGCCCUCAAUUACUGCAGACGCAAUGAUGGAUUUUUCUGCCCUUGCGACCAGUCUGAUACGCCGUUUAAUCCAAUCUUCAAUAUUCAUGACUGAAUCACGGCUACGCACUACCGGUAUAACCUCUGAUGCCCACCGUGAAAUCAAGCUUGGAGAUGUCCAAACUGCAAUUGAAGUGUUGAACUUGAAGCGCAAGCGACCCUCCUUCCUGGAACUUGCGCGUCGAAAUCGAAUGGUCAUCGGCGCAUUUCCCCACAAAGAACUAUCGCGACGCGAACCAUCGGUUAUGGCGAGGCAAAGAGAGUCCUUGACGCACGCCAUGGAACAAGAGAAAGUUUCGCACAAUGAUGCGGGUGAGACUGUGCUCAGUGAAAGGGACGAGGAUUCAGAUGAGGUCAUGGAUGAAGAUGGCGAUGACUCUGACGAAGAUGAAGAAGACGCCGAGGACGAGACAAUUCUUGAUGCGCAAAACGAAUCCGGUCACCCAAAUACCUCACAACAUCCGGAACUUGUACAGCCUGGUAUCUCUGAUGGCCAAUUAGCUGAAGACAAGGAGGAAGAAGAGGCCGACAACUUUGAUCGCGAACAAAGUCGCCGGGAAGAACUGCGACUCUGGUCUAUGUUCGAGAAACUCCCGCCGCCCGCCCUUCUCAUCCCCAUAGUUGAAUCCCUCCCUAGCCUCAACGAAGACAGGAAAGAGGCUAUGGACGACGCAAAGGACGACCUGGCACAGCAUGGUAUCUCGGAGCACAGGACCCAAGAGGACGUCGUCGAUUGGCGAGACCAUACUCUUUACCGCAGUGAAUGGGAACAAUACGGCUCCGACCUGGAAGAUCUGGCGGAGGAGCUGGUUCAGAAUAUGAAGAAGCGUCGCCGCGUCGAGGCAGGUGAUGCAGAGGAUGGCCAUGACGGCCACCAUCACGACGACGAUAGUAACGACGAAGCUGCCGACAGCAGCAGCCACAGUGGCAGAGGCAGCCCCGUCGACAACAGUGAAAGCGACGACAGCAAUUCAAGUGACGACAGCGGAGUCCAAGAAAGAGGAGGAAAUCAAGUCACAGCCUCUGCUCCUGCGCUUCCACCAGCAAUUUACAUCAACAGUGACGAUGAUGACAACACCAAGGUUGGAAACCUAGAGAACGAGGCUGGAGACGAAAGUUCCACCGACUCUGGCUCUGGCUCUGAAUCCUCCAAUGAGUCUUCCUCUAAAAACGGCCUCGAGGCUGGAAAUAAAGAGAACGCAGCCAGAAUCGUAAUAUCCAGCGACUCUGGCUCGGGUUCUGGCUCUGACUUUGACUCCUCUGGCGGUUCCUCCUCUGAUGAUGAAGCCCUGGAAGCUGGAGAUGAAAGGAACAAGGCUGGAGAUGAAAAUUCCCCCCGACUCAGGUUCUGA